CGCGGCGCCCCGGUGGCCCCGGUCACUCGGUCACCCCGGCGCCGGGCGCGGGGCCCGAGGACCUGUGGCCGGGAGAAGCAGCGACCCGGGCUGCGCUCCGGUUGUCGGCGGCUGUCGCCGCCCCGGGGUCCGGCGGCUCUGCGGCGCCCGGCGCGGCCGCGAGUGGGGCGGAGGUCGUUGUCGCCGUCCGGCGCGCAGCCCUGGGCAUCGCCUUGUCCGGGGCGCAGCCUCGGGAACCGGCCCCCCGGCCCUCGUGCCGGCGUGCGGUUGGAGACCCUUCGGAGCGGCUCAUAGUCUCCCCUUUCACUUUUCCUUCCUUCCUGGCCGCCCGCGGCCGGAGCGACCUGCUUCAUUUGUGGAAGUUUUCUUUCUCCUCUUCUCUCUCUCUCUUUUUUGUUUCUGGCUGUUAACUUACGUAAGUUAGGUCGACUGGCCGUUGCACGUUUGCAGCCGUUGAAAAACACCUUUCGCGGCCCUUAAGGAAUCCGGUUCCUUUUAGCGCUUCACCAGAUCCAGCCCGAGAAUUCGGGGAGCCGUCAGCCCUCCUCGGGAGCUGACUGCACACAUUCCUAUGAUGUGCGAGGUGAUGCCGACCAUCAGUGAGGCAGAAGGCCCGCCGGGAGGAAGCGGGACCCACGGGUCGGGCUCCCCUUCGCAGCCGGAUGCAGAUUCCCACUUUGAGCAGUUGAUGGUGUCCAUGCUGGAGGAGAGGGACCGUCUUCUGGACACGCUGCGGGAGACUCAGGAAACGCUGGCGUUGACCCAGGGGAAGUUGCACGAGGUCGGUCACGAGAGAGAUUCCUUGCAGAGACAGCUCAACACUGCCCUUCCACAGGAGUUUGCGGCGCUUACUAAGGAGCUCAACGUCUGCAGGGAGCAGCUCCUGGAGAGAGAGGAGGAGAUCGCGGAACUGAAGGCAGAGAGGAACAACACCAGGCUGCUGCUGGAGCACCUGGAGUGCCUCGUGUCCAGGCAUGAGAGGUCUCUCCGGAUGACAGUGGUGAAGCGGCAGGCGCAGUCCCCGGCCGGCGUGUCCAGCGAGGUGGAGGUGCUCAAGGCCCUGAAGUCCUUGUUCGAGCACCACAAAGCUCUGGAUGAAAAGGUGAGAGAGCGGUUACGAGUAGCGCUUGAAAGGUGUAGUUUGUUAGAAGAAGAAUUAGGGGCCACGCACAAAGAGCUAAUGAUUCUUAAAGAACAGAAUAAUCAGAAAAAAACCCUAACAGAUGGAGUGCAUGACAUAAACCACGAACAAGAAAAUAUGCCGAGCACGAAUGGAAAGAGAGCUUCUGACGGUUCUUUAAGCCACGAGGAAGACCUCGCCAAGGUAAUCGAGCUCCAGGAAAUCCUAGAUAAGCAGUCAAAGGAGCAGAGCCAGAUGAAGGAGCGCCUGGCCGCCCUCUCCGCUCACGUGGCCGAGCUGGAGGAGGACCUGGACACGGCACGCAAGGACCUCAUCAAGUCCGAAGAAGUGAACACCAAGCUGCAGCGAGACGUCCGCGAAGCCGUGGCCCAGAAGGAGGACAUGGAGGAGAGGAUCACCACCCUUGAGAAGCGCUACCUCGCGGCACAGCGUGAAGCCACCUCCGUGCACGACCUCAACGAUAAACUUGAAAACGAGAUUGCCAAUAAAGACUCUAUGCAUCGACAGACGGAGGAUAAGAACCGCCAGUUGCAGGAGCGCCUGGAGUUGGCGGAGCAGAAGCUGCAGCAGACGCUGAGGAAGGCCGAGACGCUGCCCGAGGUGGAAGCCGAGCUGGCCCAGAGGGUGGCCGCCCUCUCCAAGGCCGAGGAGAGGCAUGGCAACAUCGAGGAAAGGCUGCGCCAGAUGGAGGCCCAGCUGGAGGAAAAGAACCAAGAACUGCAGCGGGCAAGGCAGAGGGAGAAGAUGAACGAGGAGCAUAACAAACGUCUGUCAGACACUGUCGACAAGCUCCUUUCCGAGUCUAACGAGCGGUUGCAGCUUCAUCUGAAGGAGAGGAUGGCCGCUCUGGAAGACAAGAACUCUCUAUUACGAGAAGUUGAAAAUGUGAAAAAGCAGUUAGAAGAAACGCAACGUGAGAAGGAUCGGCUCCUACUGAACGUGGAAGCACUGAGGGCUGAAUUAGAGCAGGCGAGACUGAGAGGCUCUUCCCUUCACCACGGGCGACCGCACUUGGGCAGCGUCCCAGAUUUCAGGUUCCCUCUGGCGGACGGCCCCACGGAUGCCUACAGCAGCGCGGUGUUGCGCCCCCGGAAAGGCCGUGUGGCCGCUCUGCGAGAUGAGCCUUCCAAGGUACAGACUCUUAACGAACAGGAUUGGGAACGUGCCCAACAAGCUAGCGUCCUAGCAAACGUGGCACAGGCGUUCGAGAGCGACGUCGACGUGUCUGAUGGCGAAGACGACGGGGACACGCUCUUCAGUUCGGCCGCUCUGCUCUCGCCCAGUGGGCAGGCCGAUGCCCAGACGCUGGCCAUGAUGCUGCAGGAACAGCUGGACGCCAUCAACAAAGAGAUCAGGCUCAUUCAAGAAGAGAAGGAGAGCGCGGAACAGCGGGCGGAGGAGAUUGAGAGCCGAGUGGGCGGCGGCAGCUUAGACGGCCCCGGCCGUGUUAGACCCGCGGGCUCCGGCGCCCCGCACCCCGCGUCCCCGCUCGCGGGCCCCUCCCCUCCACACAGCGGGCGCUCCACCCCACGGAGGGGCCCGCACAGCCCCGCCAGGGAGGUGGACAGACUGGGGGUCAUGACUCUAUUGCCGGCUUCGCGCGAAGAGGUACGAGACGACAAGGCAACGAUAAAAUGUGAAACGUCCCCUCCUUCCUCCCCGAGGUCCCUGCGCUUGGACAGACUGCACCAGGGGGUGCUCCACGCGGCCAGCCACGAGGACAUCAGGGACGCCAGAAACUCGACAGGCUCUCAGGACGGCCCCGUGAGCAACCCCAGCAGCAGCAACAGCAGCCAGGACUCGCUGCACAAGGCGCCCAAGAAGAAGGGCAUCAAGUCCUCCAUCGGCCGCCUGUUUGGCAAGAAAGAAAAGGGCCGUCCCGGCCACGCUGGCAAGGAUCCCGCGGGGCCAGCUGCUGUUUUGGAGGUGGAAAACUCCUCUCAGGACGCCCUGGGACUCAGCAAAUUGGGCGGACAGGCUGAGAAAAACCGUAAACUUCAAAAAAAGCACGAAUUGCUCGAGGAAGCCCGGAGACAAGGCUUACCUUUCGCACAGUGGGACGGGCCCACCGUUGUUGUUUGGCUGGAGCUCUGGGUCGGGAUGCCUGCCUGGUACGUAGCCGCUUGCCGAGCCAACGUGAAGAGCGGGGCCAUCAUGUCUGCGCUGUCCGACACGGAGAUCCAGCGUGAGAUCGGCAUCAGCAACCCUCUGCACCGGCUGAAGCUGCGGCUGGCCAUUCAGGAGGUCAUGUCCCUGACUAGUCCGUCAGCCCCUCCUACUUCGAGAACGACGCUGGCAUACGGGGACAUGAACCACGAGUGGAUCGGCAAUGAGUGGCUGCCCAGCCUGGGCCUCGCGCAAUACCGCAGCUACUUCAUGGAGUGCCUGGUGGACGCGCGCAUGCUGGACCACCUGACCAAGAAGGACCUCCGAGGGCAGCUGAAGAUGGUCGACAGCUUCCACAGGAACAGUUUCCAGUGCGGAAUUAUGUGCCUGCGAAGGUUGAAUUACGACCGUAAGGAGCUAGAGAGAAAAAGAGAAGAAAGCCAGAGUGAAGUAAAAGAUGUGCUGGUUUGGAGCAAUGACCGAGUGAUUCGCUGGGUCCUGUCGAUUGGCCUUAAAGAGUUUGCGAACAAUCUCGUAGAGAGUGGCGUUCACGGUGCGCUGAUGGCCUUAGAUGAGACAUUCGACUUCAACGCCCUGGCGCUUCUGCUUCAGAUCCCGACCCAGAACACACAGGCUCGUGCCGUCUUGGAACGGGAGUUUAACAACCUUUUGGUCAUGGGGACGGACAGAAGAUUCGAUGAAGACGACGAUAAAAGCUUUAGGAGGGCACCUUCUUGGAGAAAAAAAUUUAGACCAAAGGACGUUCGUGGCUUGGCUGCUGGGUCUGCAGAGACUCUCCCCGCAAAUUUCCGGGUCACUUCCUCUCUGUCCUCACCCUCUAUGCAGCCAAAGAAGAUACAGCUGGACGGCAGCGUUUCGGGACCGCAGAGGCUGGAUUCCGCCACAGUCAGGACUUACUCCUGCUGACGCCCCCUGUGUUUACCCACACUACUUCUACCGGUGAUCGUGCAGCACUCUGAGUCCGAAGGGGACUACGUUUUAAAGUUCAGCGGGAUCUUUAAUCUGUUAAUACUUGUUAUAUGGACCCUGAGAUAUUUUAUUACAGAGUUUUUAAUUAGUGAAGAAUUCAUGAAUACCAUAGAGAAAAUAUUUUAGAAUUUAAUGUUUCUUAUAUUUAUGUAAACUUACGACUUCUUUUAUAUAGUUACUUACUUUUUCAUGUAUAUCCAGGCUAUAAAUAUCCUUUCCAAUCAAUUCAUGGUCUUCUAUCUAAGUUUAGUCUUUCAAAUGAAUGUACUGUAAUGCUUGUAUGUAUAAAUCCUAUGAACAAAUAUAGGGCUUUUGUAAAUUAUGCAUUUAUUGUAAUUAUCAUUGUUUAAUUUUUUAUUAAUAAACCCUGACAGAGAAAAGGAUUUUACCGCGUUUGUAAAAUCAUCGUGACACAGCGUGCAUUUUCCUUGACAAAUGUCACGUAGCUCUACAACAAUCAUUUUGAAAUAAUCAGACUUAAUUUUGAGCAAUUGUUGUAUUUUAAUGACUGACCUUGACUACACUUUUUCUAGCAAGAAAUGCUUUAUUCUGCAGUGUGAACAGAUUAAAAAUAUCUGGUGUUAAAUAUCAGCUAAUAAAACUGGGAGUGGAAGGGUUAUCGGAACACUACGAACAUCUCCUAGGACCGGUGAGCCCUUUCAGAGCCUUGUCCCUGGGGGCUGGGCAGCUUUUGCCUGGAGUGACCGGCAGGACCCGGGAGCUGAGGACCCAGAAAGCCUGGGCAGCGGGGCCUGGGCACCCCAAGCUCCCUGGCCCCAGAACUCUCAGAGGACCAAUCAGGAAGCACUGGGCUCCCACCGUGGGGCAGGGUGCUGGGUGCCCACCCAGGAGGAGGGCGCGAGAUCCUGGAAAUAAUGUAGUGCAACUCUAAUAAAGGCCUUAUUGUUCUUACGGAAAUCAACUUUUUACAUUUGUUUGUAAACAUGUUUAAAGAGUGGACCUCGUCGUCCGUUUGUAGAUUUUGAUGCGACAGCCAUUUCGGUUUAUAGAAGUAGCAAAUGUAACUUACUUUUUAUGCGGCAUAUUAAAAAGCCAGCAAGAAAUGUGCUCAGAUCAUGGUGUGUUAUUUAUUAUGCAGCUGAUACAGGGAUAGAAACGGCAUGUCUUUUUACAUUUGGUUUCUGCUUUUAAUUUACUUGUACAAUUGACCGUUUCCGUUCUAUUUUUUCUAUUAAUCUUUUGUGAACCUCCUGAUUGUGUAACAAAGUAUGUACAGUCUACUUUUGAACUAUUUUUAUCACAGUAUUAUUUAUUGCUGUCUUUCAAUACAGUAGUGAAGCGUUUCCCACUGCCAAUAAAGAAUACUGAGCAUAA
This is a messenger RNA of Panthera uncia (snow leopard), 5572 nucleotides long. RefSeq names its product PTPRF interacting protein alpha 1 (gene PPFIA1). The record is from RefSeq and is a predicted model, not a curated record. Gene Ontology annotation, cellular component: presynaptic active zone. Gene Ontology annotation, biological process: synapse organization. NCBI's taxonomy places the organism in Eukaryota, Metazoa, Chordata, Mammalia, Carnivora, Felidae. Gene Ontology annotation, molecular function: protein binding. The coding region runs from base 572 to 4174 and encodes 1200 amino acids. The transcript has 28 exons.